UAAACUUAUAAACAUUUUGAGUUACACCCCCUAUCGAUUUGACUAUAUAAGAAUGUAAAGAUCCGCUUAAGAAAUUAUCGCGUGUGUUUCUUUUGGUUGUUUUGUAUGGACGUAUACCUAGCCUCAGAAUAACACAUCUAACAGUAUGCAAAAUUGACUGACAACAUUUUCACUUCAAGUUCGUCACAUGACGUGAAAUUUUAACAAUUGACCUGUGUUUUCCUCUCUAUUUCAAUAUAUACGUGAAUAAUCAGUUGAUCUGGCUAUAAAUGCUAGACGAAGCUAGUUUCGUAUUUCAUUAAGAUGGAUGUGGUUGAGCGGGAUGUAUCGGACCACGAGAAUUUUAAGAGUGCCACGGAGAGCAGCGAUGAGGAGGAGGCUGUUAGCGUCACAGACCGACUCCUGACGGCUGCCAGGAACGGCGAACUAGAGGUCGUUAAGGAUCUCACGAGCAAGCUCAAACAAGGGGAGAUAAGUCUGGACGUCAACUGUAAAGGGAAUCAGAAGUUUAACCGAGGUUGGACUUCUCUUCACCUGGCGGCAUAUUUCGGCCACAGAGACGUCGUGAGGGUUCUACUGGAGAAUGGUGCUGGUAUCGAUGUGACAAACCCCAAUGGAGAUACCGCUCUUCACAAGGCAGCUUACACCGGGAGGCUGGAUGUGGUACGGGUGCUGUUGGAGUCGGAUGCUGAUGUCACAAUGAUAAACUCUGAGGGGCAGACUCCUAAACUCUGUGCCAAAACAAAAGAUAUCAGGGAUCUCAUUCUAGCUGCAGAAAACCAUGACAACAAAGAGAGAGAAGAGCACUUCCUGUCAUCCAUCCGAGAGGGCGAAGUGGAUUACGUUCAGGGACUGUUACAGAAACAGGAGAAGAGACCUAAUCUGAAUUGCAGGGAUGCUUUUGGAAAUUCUGCUCUCCACAUCGCCGCACAGGCUAACCAGAAGGAAAUAGCUGUGUUGUUGAUCCAGAGUGGGUUGGCUGCAGACAUCAAAAAUAGUAAAGAACAAACACCCGUAGACUAUGCUCGAAGCAACGAAAUGAAACAGAUCCUGGGAGUGAGGCCAGUCAAAGAAUUCAGCCUCCACCCACACAGAUGUGAAGGAGUCCUCUUUAAGAAAUCCAGAUUCCUAGGAUUUAAACCAAUCUUUGUGGUGCUGGAGAGAGGUGUCCUAUCGUACUUCAGGAACAGAGGAGAUGCUAGCACGGGGACCAGGAGGAAGGGGAUGAGAUAUCUGGACGGAACUGUUAUAAUGUUGCCAAAGAAGUCAGAAAACAACAAUUCUGAGUUUGUUCUGAAGUACUCAGAUGACAUUAGGCACACCUUCAGUACCGGGGAGGAAGAACAGGAGAUUGCACGGCAGAAAUGGUUGAAUGCUUUGAAAGACCAUAUAAACUACAGCACUCACUACACCCACCAGGGAGUGACUCUGUCGGACGAUGAGAAGGAGAUUCUGCCCCUGGGUUCCCUACAAGACACUCUCGCGACUGCCCAGGCCCAGCAAAAGCUGUUGGAAAAAGAGAUGGCAGAACUUACAAAUGCUAUCGCUAAUCCAGGAGGAACCCAGCUGGUGUUGCAGCAGUCACACAGGAUUUCUCAGAUGACCCGGGAAAUGUGCAUCACCUUCAGUCAAUGUCUCACUCUCUUCCAGCAACAAGAUGAGGUUAGAGCUCUCCAGUUGAAGGAGGGGAUGGAGAAAUCCCGUGUCCUCCAGGAGGCCCUACAUGCACUAGCAACAGAACAUCACGAACUUGAGCAGUCUAUAGCUGUGAGGAAGCCAUCGACACAGCGGUACUACGACACUGAUGAAGAUGAAUUCUACGACUGUGAUGAAGAAAAUCUAGAGGGCAAUGACGGCGUCCCUGUACAUGGGUCCUUUAAGGAGGAUGUGGACGGCAUGUCUUACCAGUCCCUCAAGUCCAACAGUCCGGUCGCUUCCAUGGCAUCUAUAGCAGAGAAAUCCCAAUAUGGAAGGGUCAAGUUACCUGUGCCGAUGUUUGACAGGAACGACUUCAGCGUUUGGACUAUUCUAAAGCAGUGUAUAGGCAAGGAGUUAUCUAAGAUAACUAUGCCAGUUGUUUUCAAUGAACCACUCAGCUUCCUUCAGAGAAUCACAGAGUACAUGGAGUACGCAGAUCUCCUAGAGAAGGCGUGUCGAUGUAACGACCCAGUAGACAGGUUAAAGUAUAUAUCGGCAUUUGCUGUCUCUGCUAUUUCAUCCAACUUUGAACGGUUGGGAAAACCAUUUAAUCCAUUAUUAGGAGAAACAUUUGAAUUUAACAGACCAGAUUUAGGAUUUAGGGUGGUCAGUGAACAAGUCUCGCAUCACCCCCCUAUAAGUGCAUUCCAUGUGGAGUCCCCUGACUACCGCUUUCAUGGCUCUAUUCACCCCAAACUCCGGUUUUGGGGGAAAUCUGUCGAAGUCAAUCCCAAGGGCGUCCUAACACUGGAGUUAACCAAAUUUGGUGAGACUUACACAUGGAGCAAUGUAAACUGUUGUGUUCACAAUGUCAUCGUGGGAAAACUCUGGGUCGAGCAUUAUGGUGUUCAGGAAAUUGUGAACCACAAAACAAAACAUAAAGCAGUGCUGAAUUACAAACAAGGGGGAUGGUUCGGCAAAGAUCUGAACAAAAUCGAGGGAUAUAUAUAUAGUCCUGACAAACAGAAAAAGAAAGCUGUUUAUGGAAGCUGGGUCAAGGAGCUAUUUGCUGUAGAUCCAAACGGUUUUGAUGAAUUUAUGAAAGAAUUAAACUCAGGAACUUCGCCCAGUCACAAUGCCAAACCUCUUAAUGGUGCCAGUAAAAGUUCGGACAUUUCCGACGACAUUCCAGUUAAAUCUCCCUCCACAUACGACUUGCAGAUCCCCGGACAGGAAGUUAUAUGGAUGGGAACCCCUAGACCAGAUUAUUCACAGGAAUAUUUCAGUUUUACCCUGUUUACCAUGGCACUAAAUGAGAUAACAGAGGAAAACGCUAGUCAGAUCUCUCCCACUGAUUGUCGUCUGCGACCCGACAUCCGUCUGCUGGAGCAAGGACAAAUAGACUUGGCUUCAGUAGAGAAGAACAGAUUAGAGGAAAAACAAAGAUCAGCCAGGAAAGAGAGAAAAAGAAAGAAAGAAGAAUGGACGCCUGUGUGGUUUACGUCCGGAGUUAACCAAGUCACAGGAAAGGAGGACUGGCUGUUUAAGGGAGAUUACUGGAAAAAAGACUGGUCAAAGUGCCCAGAUAUUUUUUGAGGAUAACUUGAGUGUUAGUGAAUUAUAAUUUCUACUGAGGAAGACCAGCCCCAUCCAGUGUUUAUAGGCAGGAAAUGUUUUAUAUGUGGUGAAGCUAGCAUCUUCCAGUGUUCAUAGACAACAAAUGUUUAGCAGUCAAUUAGAAAGCCUCCACAUUUGUCAAUUUAAAACAUUUAUUAAUAGACAAUGUGUUGAUGAACCAGUGUUGCAUUGAGAAGAGGAUUCUGUGAUUACGUAGAGGUUUCAGGGUGAAUUUUAGGUCUGUUGAUAAAAAGUAUGACGUUUCUGAUCACCAGCAAGACUGUGCCAUUAUUCCAAAAAUGUUCAGGAGAUUGAUGUACGACUUAUCUCAUUUUGGAGAUCCCUGUCUUGUAUUUCAUUUCUACGCCUGCAGAGGUUAAUCUGAGAUGCUUCAAAUGUGUUGCACUCAUAAUUGCAAUUAUUGCAACUUUAAGAAAUUCAGUUUUUAUUUCAAAAUGGUAUCUACUUAAUUUCGAUUUUGCAUUCAGUUUCAUAUCUGGUUGAUAGGAUUGUAAUGUACAUUUUUACAACGUGUGAUUCUGCUAAGUCUGCGGUCACAUGACCUCAGUGUAAUUUCAUACCAGCGGAUUAGAAAUAUGUAUUAAAGCUAAUUUCAUUUACCGUAAGCCUUAUGAAACUCAGAGGAAUUUUAUACCUGCAGACCAAACUAAUAAUGAUAAUCCACGAAAUUAUGAUUCCAUGUAAUUUGGAUGUGUUUACAUUAUCACAAGAUAUCCAUAUUACCAAAUUUUACCAAUAUCAUCUGUUAAAAUACCCAGCUUUAUAACAUAAACUUGAUAACAUGCUGUUUAAUUCUGUGAUGUCAUUGCUUUUCCUUGUUUUUGUAUUCAUAAAAACAAGUGAUGAACAAAGUAAAAAACUCUUAAUGAAGAAGAAUAUCAAAAUGGUUACUUUCCACAUAUUUAUGAACCAAUGAUAUUGCAGCAUUAGCAACACCAGAAAAUUAAAAGUCAAGAAAUUAAACAAAACCGCGGUAGAUAUCUCCAGAUCCAGCACAGGAAGAGUACUUGCAUCAAUUCUCUAAGAGUGUUUCAGAAUUGUCCGCUGUUGCCAUUUUGUAAAGAUAGAAACCAUGAUAUUUCUACGAACACAGUACUAACAAUUGGGGGAGAUAACUCUAGUCUUUGAAUAACGUGUAGCACAGAAGUGAUUUUUCUAAUUGUUAGGUUUUUUUCCUUUUGAACCUGCACAGUUCUUGGCAUCUUUAUAUUCUUCAUUGGGCAUCAGUUGUAAUUCCAUGAUAUGUGAUAUAUGUAUGCAUUAAUGUGCAAUAUUUAUGUGAUAUUAAGAUUUUGAUUAUUUCAUGUGCUAUUACUUACAUUAUAUGCAUGUAGUGUUGUUGAUGCAACGUUGAAAGCCAAAUGAUAUAUCACAUGUAAAAUCACAACCAUGUGCAGAAUGAGGUCACAAGUGUAGCCUUUCAUCUCAGAUGCUAAAACAUUCACAAGACCCACGUGCCUACCUAGUUAUUUACAGUGUGUUCUUCACAAUGGAGAUCACAUUUUUUGUACUCUUAGUGUCAUAAUAAAAGUUUUUCUACCAGAUACAGAGCAUAUGUGGGAUGGUGUUACAAAUAUGUACAGAUAUCUAUCAAGACGUUGGGGGUGGGGGGCUGCUGUGUUUGGAAAAAUUUUAAUGAUAAAUUUUUAAGGGAAAUUCAUGAGUCGAUAGAAAUUCUUCACUCAUAGAAUGUAAACUGUUAGUGUUAUAAGUAUAUAUUGCCUUAGCACCUAGUUUUAUUGAAAUUUAAUCCUAUACACACACACACACACGUAAUGUAUGUAAGUCAAGAAGGGUAAAGUGAAUUCUAUAAGAAAACUUCCUUAUUUUUCUUUAACAGGGAAACGGGAAGAGAAAAUUUAAAUUUUUUACUGUCAAAAAGAGCAACAUAGAUUUAAUAAAGGCAGAUGUUGAGGAAAAUUUGAAACAUAGGUUGAUCCAUAUCUUGUUGAUGCCAUCGUUAUUUGUGCACUAGAAAUAAGGAAUCGCAGGCAGCUGUAAUCCCCCAAGCAUAUUAUAAAUGUUUUGUUUAAUGGUGACAACACCAUGCAAUAUAAUAAUUGUUGGAAUAUACAUUCUAAUGUGUCAAGUCAGAUCUGCAAACUACAAAGGGAAAAUUGAUUUACUAGAGAUUGAAUAUCGUGUUUAUAGUAUGUUACAGUUACAUCAUUGAGAAUGAAAUGGAAUCGUGUUCUGUUAGUAUAAAAUUAUUGCAGAAACCCUUCUUCGACUAUGCAUAUGGAAAUCUUUGUGGUUAUAUAUAACAUGUAUAGACUGUUAAUUCCUAAUUCUGUUGAAGUUUUGAGUUGUGGUCAGAAAAACAAUAAAGAAAAUUUUCACUUAGA
This is a messenger RNA of Ostrea edulis (European flat oyster), 5621 nucleotides long. Its product is annotated as oxysterol-binding protein-related protein 1-like. Bases 304 to 3234 code for a protein of 976 amino acids. The transcript is spliced from 26 exons. Gene Ontology annotation, molecular function: sterol binding; protein binding. NCBI's taxonomy places the organism in Eukaryota, Metazoa, Mollusca, Bivalvia, Ostreida, Ostreidae. The record is from RefSeq and is a predicted model, not a curated record. Gene Ontology annotation, cellular component: membrane; intracellular membrane-bounded organelle; cytosol.